Pseudozyma hubeiensis SY62 is the source of this 1047-nucleotide messenger RNA. Its product is annotated as cytochrome b5 reductase. The coding region runs from base 1 to 1047 and encodes 348 amino acids. The record is from RefSeq and is a predicted model, not a curated record. The transcript is spliced from 6 exons. Lineage: Eukaryota; Fungi; Basidiomycota; Ustilaginomycetes; Ustilaginales; Ustilaginaceae.
AUGGCCGCUGUCGCGGUCGAAAGAGCGGAUAAAGUGAGGACGUUACACUGGUGCCGAGACUCGACAGUCCAAGUCGAUUCUGCCACAGUGAGUGUUCUGGAGCUGCAGAACCGGAAGCAAGAACAUACCGAGGAAGCUGAGACCGCUAAAGAUGGCACCGGCAGCACGGUUGCUUGGGGUACCCGAGUAGUAGCCGAUGGCGUACGGAAUGCGAGAGACGACCCAAGUAGCCGAGACGAUGGCGGUAAGCUUGGGAAAGAAGAGACCGUUGAAGAGGGUCAAGAAGGCGAAGCCGGUGAGGUUUUCGAGCGUGUUCUGGUGUACACGUUGGGCGCAGCUGAUCGAGUCAUAGAAAGAGCAAGCCCUGUCGGCGUAGAGGUAGGGGUAGGGGACCUGAGCAGCUUUGCGCGCGCUGCCGACCUUGACACCCAUGAGGAAGGUGACCCAGAUGGCCGAGACGACGCACGAGACUACAUAGCCGUAUCCUACGGGCAAGAAGAGACCCUGUACGGUGGUGGACUUGGGAGCGAGAAAGUGGUAGAACGCCGGGAUGGAGGCGCGAAAUCGCUGCCGAUGCAGACAAUUUGUUUCCGAAAACACGUGGAGUGCGUCGAUCUGUUGAUAGGGUUCAAUCAGAAGAUCGUGGUCCGUGCUUCCAGCGUCUUUCGUCUUGUUCCUCCUUGGCUUCGACGUCGAAGCAGAGAUUACGACCGUUCAGACGAAUCGCAGAGCUUGGAACAGAUCAGAGCUCUCUUGAGCAUCCACGGCUGCAAUUUGCGUACGUACUGGCGUACAGUGUACGACGGGGUUGUGCGAAAAGGCAAGCAAGCGGCAAGGGUUGUGGACCCUGCAUCAGUACCGAUAAAUUCCAAGCUUCGUGUGCGCGUUGGCUCGUGUGAUUGCGGGGCAGCGCCUCUUGUGCUUUGCUACCAUUCCAACCAGCGCCACGCUGCAGAUCGACUUCCAGCAUACACACGCUCUGCCUUCUACCAGCACCCGUCCAUUCUGACUACAUGCGUCGUUCGACACGCUCGAUCCUACCGGUAG